This is a messenger RNA of Arctia plantaginis, 381 nucleotides long. The record is from the annotation of a GenBank genome assembly. Lineage: Eukaryota; Metazoa; Arthropoda; Insecta; Lepidoptera; Erebidae.
AUGGAAAAAAUGGAAUUAAGAGACAGUAAAAUGGCCGGUGCACCUCCAGAUAAACCUCCACCAUAUUCAGAAAGUUUUCAAAAUCCAGGAGGUCCUAAUAUGACACUUCCAACAGCACCACCAAUUCGACCAGUUGUUCAUACAGUGGUUAUGCAGCAGAUGGGACCCAGAUCAACAACCAUUGUAUGCAAAUCUUGCAAUCAUCAGAUACAGACUAGAGUGGAAUUCCAACCAACUACGAAGACUCAUCUGUUUGCUCUUGUAUUAUGUUUAAUUGGGUGUUGGCCAUUUGCGUGUUUACCCUACUGUAUGGACUCCUGCAAUAGCGCUGACCAUUACUGUCCAAGCUGCAACGCUUAUAUAGGAAGUUACGUCAACUGA